AUGUGCGAAACCAUUCGGGCACAUAUUGUGGUAAAUAAUAUUCUACACCAAACUCCUCAAUUGUCCAAUAUGAAGCUCUCAAUCAUCCUCGCCCUUGCUGCGACUGCGCUCGCCGGAGAGACGAUCAACAACGAGCACCUAAAGACCGAAGUCGUGACUGCAGUCGACUGUAAGCGCCCCACCGUGGCCGGCGACAAGAUCCACGUCCACUGUACGUCCUCCCAAUCAUACCCCCGUAUCCCCGUACCCCUCCUUGCGUCUCCCGCUCCUAUGGCAACCUCUCGCUCGCUUGACAAGCAUACACUGAUAAGUCUAGACCGCGGCACCCUCGAAUCCGACGGCUCCGAGUUCGACGCCUCCUACAACCGUGGCCAGCCCCUCAGCUUCAAAGUCGGCAGUGGCCAGGUCAUCAAGGGCUGGGACCAGGGUCUGCUCGACAUGUGCCCCGGCGAGAAGAGGAAGUUGACCAUCCAGCCUGAUUGGGCAUACGGUAGCAGGGGUGCCGGUCCCAUUCCCGCCAACAGCGUGUUGAUCUUCGAGACAGAGUUGGUCAGCAUCGAUGGCGUCAGCAAGGAUGAGUUGUAG
Messenger RNA from Didymella exigua CBS 183.55, 585 nucleotides. RefSeq lists its product as uncharacterized. NCBI's taxonomy places the organism in Eukaryota, Fungi, Ascomycota, Dothideomycetes, Pleosporales, Didymellaceae. Gene Ontology annotation, biological process: protein peptidyl-prolyl isomerization. The coding region runs from base 1 to 585 and encodes 194 amino acids. The record is from RefSeq and is a predicted model, not a curated record. The transcript has 3 exons. Gene Ontology annotation, molecular function: peptidyl-prolyl cis-trans isomerase activity.